UCGGACCGCCAGUCGGGGGUGAAGAGUGGUCGAGCUCGAACGCUUCGGACGAGUGGUAGUGUUGGUGUUCGCUGAGUGCGCGGAGCUGCGUUCAGACAGCGACCGGGACUGUUCAGCUGGUGCCCCCACAGAUACCCGCGUGGGCAUUCGUCUGCCCCUGACCUGCUGCGUGGAAUACUGAGCAGGCGCUGAAGGAGGAGCGAGAGGCGGAGGCAGCGACGUGUCCCAACUUCCUCGGGUAGAUACUUGAGCUUUGGCCAGGGUGACUUUGGGAUCGAAGUUGGUAGUGUGAAGUGGACGCGAUGUGGAUAUCAGAGUGGUCGGUGAAACAGAGGGUUGGAUAAAGUUGAAUAAACGAUAUAGCUGUCACCGGUGCGAGUGAGUGUGACAGCGGCGGUGCAGGAGGUAGCGAGUGCCUGAGGUCAGCGCUGGUCAACCCGGAAUGACACAUCGUGAAACUACUUAACCUCCAGGGGAUCUCGCGCUCCGUGUGUGAAGGCCACGAAGGAACGCCGCAGAAGGGGACGUCGCUCCGGCACUGCGAAGCGGAAGAAAGAGGUUUCCCAACUCCUAAUAACUCCUGACGCCUUCGGUUGUUCGCCCCGAGCGACGGCGAGGAUGGACGUGUACAAGAUCGACCAGAGUCUUGGCUCUCUGGGCUCAGGCGUCGCUGAAGUUAAGGUCACGAAUCCCGAGGUGACCUUCGACACCAACACGGACUUCAACCUCUCCUUCUUCGACCCUUCGUCGUCGCCGCCGCCCGGAGUCAUCAAGAAGGAGGACUUCGACGACCGGAACUUCGACUCCGUGGCCCCGGACUCGCUCUUCUCCCCCUCGGCCGACUACUCGCCCUUCACCACCGAGGAGUCCAAGUACACCUCCUUCUCCGACACCGCCCAACCCUACGCCCAGGACUCCGCCAGCAGCCUCAGCCCGGCCUCCACGCCCACGCUCAGCUCCCCGCUGCCCUCGCCCUCCCCGGGCCUCCUGCAGGCGCACAACGCCGUCAGUCAGAUGAAGGCGCCGCUUGUCAUCAAGAAAGAGCAGAGCUACCAGGCAGCGGACAGCACGCCCACACCCACCACAGCUACGCCCACAAACAAGAAUUUCGUACCUUGCAAAGUCUGCGGAGACAAAGCUUCAGGUUACCAUUACGGAGUGACGUCAUGCGAGGGAUGCAAGGGUUUCUUCAGGCGUAGCAUCCAGAAACAGAUCGAGUACAGAUGUCUGCGGGAUGGCAAGUGUUUGGUUAUUAGACUCAACCGAAAUAGAUGUCAGUACUGUCGAUUCAAGAAGUGUCUGGCCGUGGGCAUGUCGAGAGACUCUGUGCGAUAUGGGCGUGUCCCCAAGAGGUCUCGCGAACGAGAGGGCGAUGGGCGUGGCGAAGGGUCGGAGAUGGUGGCCAGGGAGGUCGAGAACAAGCAGCUGGCCAUCUAUGAUAUUAUUCUGACCAUCUCGCAGGCACACCACGCUAACUGUGCCUAUACGGAGGAAAAGACCAGAGCGCUCGUCAGGAAGCCUAUUAUUUUUAACACGUCCGAAGUGAGCAGCGACCCCGAGGCAGCCUCCUCCACGAUGGACACCCUUGAGCACCAGAAGAUCACUAUGUGGCAGAGCUUCGCCGUCUUCAUGACCCCUUCUAUACAGCGCGUGGUCGAAUUUGCCAAAAGAGUGCCAGGAUUCUCGGAGUUGUCGCAAGACGAUCAACUUAUUCUCAUCAAGGUCGGGUUCUUUGAGCUGUGGCUGACGCACAUCAGCCGGAUGAUCAGCUCCGUGGACAACACACUCACGUUUAGCGAUGGUUCUUACGUCACUCGCAGUCAGAUGGAGAUGAUGUUUGACCAAGACUUUGUCACGACGAUAUUCAACUUCGCGAUGUCGUUCAACAACUUGAAUCUGAACGACACAGAACUCGCGCUGUUCACGGGCGUCGUGCUCCUGACGGCGGAGCGGCCGGGCAUCACCGACACCAAGGUCAUAGAGCAGCAGCAGGACCGGAUCAUCGAGGCUCUCCGGGUGCAGGUGGGCAGGAACCAUGCCAGCGAGACGCACCUGUUUCCCAACGUGGUAAUGAAGAUGCCCGAGCUGCGACAGAUCGGGGCCAAACAUCAGGAACACUUGAACUGGUUCCGGUCCAGCUGGUCAAGGCUCAAACUUCCACCUCUCUUCGCCGAGAUCUUCGACAUACCCAAGUGUGAGGAGGACCUCUUAUGAGGAGUGUGGUGUAGGAAUAAUCUCGGCAAAGUAGUGUCAUAGCCAUUGCCCGGUGGACCAAGCGUGUGAUAGUGUCAUCCCCGAGUGCGUACGUGCGUGCGUGUGUGUGUGUGGGAUCCCCAGCCUCAUCACAGAUCCACGCCCGCCAUCAGCCACAUCCACUCAGAACCAAGCCCACACGGAACCCACGCCCACCUGGUCGCAGCCGCAAUAUUGGUAGUCCGUCGACAUCGUGUUAGGUAGUCUAAUCACGAUCAGGUCGUAGGCUUUACACAUGCUGUCUGAAGAUCAUGAACCGUCGCUUCCGAGUGAACGAAGAAGGGAGGAGCCAAUGCGACUGCGUGGAGACUUCCGACCUCCUCUCUGGGUGCAGAGACAUGUUGCCUCCGGAGAUAUUCGACAGAUGUACAAAGCACCUCCAGGACGUGUCUUGGAGACUAGGAACGUCUCAGAGUUUCGUCUUCAGGAUCUGGAAGCUACCGAGAGUCCCGGGAUGAGUAGCGUAACAUCCUGUGCAUGAUGGUACCCGCCAGUGUUACUUUGGAAUGAGAGUGUUGGUAUGAAAAUAUAGCAAGUUUCCCACUGCCAUGUUGCUCCUCGGCCAGAAGCCAACGUGAUAGCGUUACCAAUAUUUAUUCUACUUUAUUGUGUUCUUGGUGGCGUCUAGCAUGUAUCUAGACACCAGGACAAGCGGGACAGUGUGGGCCACUGAUACAGCACUCUGACGUGCCUCUCAUGCUAGAGCUAUACGUACACUGUCAAAAGAGACAAACAGUUGUAACGUUCUUGUCAGUACAAGUGUCACAUUGUAACACUCGAUGAACUCUUCUUCCUCACCAGAACAAGUUCAGCCAAAUUGUGUUGCAAGAAUGAGACAUAUCGAGUGUUUGUAUAGCAAAUUUUAAAGCGCAUUUGUCUGUGCUGUUGGUGACUGCAGAUCAGCGCCUCAGAGUGACUGUUUAUAAAUACUCAUGUCCCAGCAGCGUGCACCACCAAGAGCUUGUACUCGGUGUGUAGUGUCUGUAUUUAGUGAAAGAGCACAAUAGUGGACAAGUCUGCUGCAGUUUCUGCUACUUCUGCUGAUUAUUCUGCUGUUACCUCCAUCAUCCUUAGCCCUUCUCCCACUGCUACAUGACCAGUCACUCCUUCACUGCCCCUCAGCUGAAAAACGAAAUAAUGUUCUAAGAUUUCUUUCACAGGAAGCCUGCUUGAACUCAAGCACUAAGCACAAAGAUAAGUUUCCUCUUAUGAAUCCCCCAUAACAAAUAUAAAUGUGACCACCAU
This is a messenger RNA of Penaeus monodon (black tiger shrimp), 3498 nucleotides long. RefSeq names its product ecdysone-induced protein 78C-like. The transcript is spliced from 9 exons. Gene Ontology annotation, molecular function: zinc ion binding; sequence-specific DNA binding; nuclear receptor activity. Gene Ontology annotation, biological process: regulation of DNA-templated transcription. NCBI's taxonomy places the organism in Eukaryota, Metazoa, Arthropoda, Malacostraca, Decapoda, Penaeidae. The record is from RefSeq and is a predicted model, not a curated record. Bases 619 to 2214 code for a protein of 531 amino acids.